Molecule: messenger RNA, 409 nt
Organism: Gekko japonicus
Lineage: Eukaryota; Metazoa; Chordata; Lepidosauria; Squamata; Gekkonidae
Gene: BMERB1
Product: chromosome unknown open reading frame, human C16orf45
Exons: 4
Coding region: 1-399 (132 amino acids)
Biological process (GO): negative regulation of microtubule depolymerization
Cellular component (GO): microtubule cytoskeleton
Source: RefSeq, a predicted model, not a curated record
AUGGACGACAUUCAGUUGUGCAAGGACAUCAUGAGUCUGAAGAAAGAGCUGCAGAACUUAGUGGCAACUCCAGAAAAAGACAAGACUAAGCAGCAAAAGCAAAGAGAAGAUGAACUGAUUAAGAAGAUCCAUAUAUUGGUACAAAAAAGAGAUUUCCUGGUCGAUGAUGCAGAAGUGGAGAGAUUAAGAGAAAAAGAAGAAGACAAAGAAAUGGCUGAGUUUCUCCGGAUAAAGUUGAAACCCUUAGAAAAAGUAACAGAAUCUCCAACUGGUACUCCAACAGAGAAGAAGGCAGAACCUCCUCCACCUCCCCUUCCUCCAAACAAACCCACCUUUACGAAAACAGGAAUAGCUAUUAUUAAAGAUUGCUGUGGGGUCACCCAGUGUGCUGUCAUGUAGCUCCAUCAUC